Messenger RNA from Anopheles darlingi, 1524 nucleotides. Its product is annotated as DNA ligase 1-like. The transcript is spliced from 13 exons. The coding region runs from base 253 to 1440 and encodes 395 amino acids. The record is from RefSeq and is a predicted model, not a curated record. Lineage: Eukaryota; Metazoa; Arthropoda; Insecta; Diptera; Culicidae.
CGAAGUUAUCAUUAGGCAAUUCUCCUCGAGGUAACAAAAUUAGACUGUUGACGACAAAUUUAGUUAAUGACCAGAUGUGGGUGAAUUGGAAAAAAAAGUCACAAUUCGUUCCAGAGUGUCGCAGCGGCAAUAAACAAAUCGUUUGCUAUCGUGCGAUCGUAUCACCGUAUAAUGUUCCUUGUGUGUGCUUUUCUUUGAAAGAUAAACUAGUUUUAGUUGCAAACGUUAGAAAUUCUCCAUAUCAUAGAGACAAUGGAAACGGCUAGUGAAAGGAUAAGGAAACGAGCCGAAGCAGCAUUGGAAAUUGCGAAAGAUUUGUUAGAUGCCGAGGCAGACGAAGAUGAAGAAGACGAAAGUGAAGGAGAGGAUUGCCGCUCAGAUGACGCACUUGAAGGCGUAAUUGACGAUACAUUGGACGGAGAUGAGGCAACUUACAGUGAUCAAGAGCAUUUAUCUGAAACGGAAACAGACAAAGAAACAAUGAUCCAGAAACACAUUAAAGACGCAGAAACGUCACCAGAAAAGAGAAAAUGGAUUAAAACCUUAGCUGGUGUUAUAUUCCGUCCUAUAGUUUCCAAGUUUAAAUGGAACUUGAACGUAAAUCUAGAUGUACAGGCAUCUAAUCACAACAAAAAAUCGACGAAAAAGAAUUCGAAGCAGAAUAGGAACAAACCAAGCACUUCGGAACCAACGAAAGAAGAGACCGGGAACAAAAAGGAAAAAAGUGAUGAUGCCGUAAAGAUAAAAAAACUAACCAAAGAAAACAAACGUUUAGUCAAAUUGGCGGAUAUAUUCCUGAAUGAGUGUAUCGAUUUGAAAACCAAAAACGAGAUCCUUUCUGAGGAAGUUGAAAUUUCGAGACAAGAAUUGAUUGACGAAAAGAAAGAUCAUGACAAGAAAUAUCAGGAGCUUGUCGCUUCAACCGAAAAACGUAUAGCUGAAAUCAAAAGAUCCGAAGCGGCUUUCAUCGCGGCUCAUGCAGCAUUAACGAAGGAAGUUGAACGCUCGAGACAAGAAUGGAUUGACGAAAAGAGAGUCCAUGAAAAGAAAUACCGGGAGCUUGUCUCUACAUCUGAAAAACAUGUAGCCGAAAUAGAAAGCUCCAAAGCUGCACUCAGCGCGACUCAUGCAGAAUUAAUGAAGAUAACACAACUAAAUGCUGAAAAAACUAUGGAAUUGCAACGCAUGGCACAAGAUCACACAAUAUUAAUGGCAAAGUGUAAUAAUUUAGCCUCCGAGUUGUCAACCAGCAGAGAGGAACGCAACCGCAUAGAAGAAGACUUUCAGCAGCAAUUACAUAAGGUGGAGAACGAGAAAGUAUCACAGAAAAUGACGGAAGAACAAAAGAAGGGAUAUGAGGAAAAACAAGAACAGCAAAACCGCAAACACAAAGAUUUCUUUCAUUUAUUGGGUAUCAUUAUAGGGAAAAGAUCUGAAUAAAGUCGGUUGUUUUACACUUCUUUAUUUCACUGAUAUUCGCACACCUAAAAACCACACGUCUUUUUCCGUCUAUGGUUACCGAGA